GUGCGAACAUCUCUGAGAAGUGCUCCUUAUUCGUGGAUACUACGGUAUACUUCUGUAAAUCUGCAAUGGCUCUGGCAUACGAUCAAGUCAUUACCGACGCCAACGGAGUUGAUGGCAGCGAGCGCAGCAGCAGCUGCAGCAGCGCUGACGCUUCAGGUUCUCAACAGGAGAACGGCAGCCGCUUGAACGGACAUAUGAACAGCCCUACUGUUCCUACGAAAACGAAGGGCAAGUCUCGUAACAAAAACAAAAACCGUCGCCGGAAUAAAAAACAAAGAAGCGAGUCAAGCUCAAAUUCGCGGACAAGUAGCUCUCCUUCACAAAAUUCGAACGCUGCCGUGCCAGUUCAAAACUCAGUCUCAAGCUCGGUCAAGAGUUCGACAUCGCCGAAGAAGUCGACCCAGAACAACGCUUCCCCUGCCCCUGAAAUAGUGCAGAUCUCUGUGGUAGGAACUUCUUCACUUACCAACAUUCCAUCAUCGAGUGGAUCUGAUCCUCAGAAAAGAACCGAAUCGCCUCAUAAAGCUCCAGUGCCAUCAGUUCCCAAGACUCCCGAAAGAGCUCAUUCAAAAAAUACUGCCUCACACACUUCAGAAGCUGCGGGUGCUAUUACAACCAAAAGGCGUACCUCCGGAUCAUCUUCAUUGGUUGUGGCUAGACCGCAAGUCACGGCGAUCUUGCCGACAAUGCGGAAACCUGCUGUUGUUGUGAACCCGUUCACUUCUUGUUCCGUAGUUCCUGAGAAUAAAGUUGUUUCGUUGUCAGUCGAUGAAGCCAUCAACGACGGCGGUUCUUCCCGACACAAUCCCCCAACUCCUGCUCCUUGGCGCGGUGCAACAGCUGAGGGAACCGUGGAGAUGAGCGAGGCUCAGGAGAACGCCACGUGGCCGGCGCUGAAGCCAGUGGCAACACCUGCCGUUGUUCCCGCUGAAACCAAAAGCAAGAAGAAGAACAAGCAGAAAAACUACACGAAAACAGAGAACAGGUCUUUGUCCCGGCCCAGUGGAGCCGACGACGCUACUUCAUCGUCCUCAAACGAGCAACCCUCGUCUCAAAACGGACCGUCUGAAGGCACCUCGUCUCGUGAGGGCACCUCGUCUCUUGAGGGCACCUCGUGUCGUGAGGGCACCUCGUCUCUUGAGGGCACCUCGUCUCGUGAGGGCACUUACCCCCGUGAGGGCACCUUGCCCCGCGAGGCAACGGCGAGAACUCUCCUCCAAACCCAGUGA
Molecule: messenger RNA, 1229 nt
Organism: Hyalella azteca
Lineage: Eukaryota; Metazoa; Arthropoda; Malacostraca; Amphipoda; Hyalellidae
Product: flocculation protein FLO11
Exons: 4
Coding region: 66-1229 (387 amino acids)
Source: RefSeq, a predicted model, not a curated record